Cordyceps militaris CM01 is the source of this 2748-nucleotide messenger RNA. RefSeq names its product SNF2 family helicase/ATPase PasG. Bases 1 to 2748 code for a protein of 915 amino acids. The transcript is spliced from 5 exons. The record is from RefSeq and is a predicted model, not a curated record. NCBI's taxonomy places the organism in Eukaryota, Fungi, Ascomycota, Sordariomycetes, Hypocreales, Cordycipitaceae. Gene Ontology annotation, molecular function: ATP binding; DNA binding; ATP-dependent chromatin remodeler activity. Gene Ontology annotation, cellular component: nucleus.
AUGAUUCGACAAUUCGACGUUCUCGUCCAACAACGAUCGUCUAGUUACCGGCAAACAGCAACUUUCGGCGACAAGAUUGCGCAUCGCGAAAAAACCAUGGAUGUAGGCUCAUCUUCCGACGCCGAGUCCAUCAUGUCCAAAGCAAAAGACGGCUCCAGCCCCGCCAGCUCGCCGCCACCAGCCCGCUCGCCACAGGCACAAGGCAGCACCAAAGACGCAGCCACGGCCGAGACAAUAAACGAGGAUCAGCUCGUAAAGGAGGAGGAGCAAGCUCGCCUUGCCAAUAACCGGGCCGAGGAGAAGCGCCGGCAGACUGUCGCCCGUAAGCGUAGAACGCAAAAGGCGACGACCAAGGCCGAGCGCGAGGCGCAAGCAAGACAGCUCGACGAACUCCUUACAAAGAGCGCGGCAUUUAGCGACAUUUUGACCAAGAAGACGCAGGUCUUGGGGCGUGUUGGAAGUGGCCUGGACGGCCAGACUCUCGGUGAACAUGACUUGCAGAUGGCCACGCAACCAAAAUGCCUGGUUGGCGGCACCAUGCGUGAUUACCAGCUUGAAGGUCUAACUUGGAUGUUUGAGAUUUGCUCACAGGGCAUGAGCGGAAUUCUUGCCGACGAGAUGGGACUUGCUUUGCUUCGAGAGCAAGAAAACUACCUCGGGCCUCAUCUUAUCGUUGCGCCUCUAAGCACCUUAUCUAACUGGAUGGAUGAGUUUGACAAAUGGACCCCGUCCAUCCCCGUCGUCAUGUAUCACGGAACCCCAGAGCAACGCCAGCAAAUCUUUUCCAAGGAAAUAAUGAAGCACCUGCAAGCUGGUCGCCCGACCGAAAAAUUUCCUGUCGUAUGUACCUCAUACGAGAUGGUCCUCCAAGACAAAGCAUUUUUGUCGCGCAUCAAGUGGGAAUUCAUCAUUAUUAGUCAACAGGACGAAGGCCACCGCAUGAAGAAUGCCGAUGCCAAACUCUUCAAGGAGCUACAGCAGUUUACUUCUGCCACCCGUCUUCUCAUCACUGGUACGCCGCUGCAGAACAAUUUAAAAGAGCUGUGGUCUCUGUUGCACUUUCUGCUGCCCAACAUUUUCACAGACUGGGACUCGUUUGAAUCCUGGUUCGACUUCUCCGGGCUCGAGGACGAAGAAGGAACCCAGGAAUUUAUCCAAGACCAGAUGAAACAAGAUCUGGUGCGGAAAAUGCACCUGAUUCUGCAGCCUCUCUUACUCCGCCGCAUCAAGCAAGACGUCGCCGCCUAUCUACCUCAGAAGCGCGAAUAUGUGCUUUUCGCACCCAUGACCAAGGAGCAGACGGAUCUGUACAAUGUCUUUAGCAAUGCAGACAUUGAUCCGCGCGAAUUCCUCCAGAACAAGGUGGAAAGGCUAAUCAUGUCGGCGAAACCAACACGGCAAGAGCCCAAGAGCAACGGCAAGCAAAAGAAGAUUUCGCUUCCGGUCCGAGAGAGCCCUAGAAGUAAGCAAUCAGAUGCCAACAAGACAGAACCGCCGGCCGCGCCAAACGCUUUUGCUAGAAUGAUGGGCAAAGCUACUCUCCAAACGUCUUCCAAGCCAAAGCAAGAAAACGUCACACCGGUAAAGAGCGGCUCCAAGCGCAAGAGCCAAGUCGCUGCGGUGGCGGAACCCGAGUCGAAAAGCGCAAGGUCCAGUCGCGGCUCUACCCCAGCAUCGACACGCGGCCGCCCUCGAAAGUCUCAUACAUACAAGGAAGCCGACUCAGAAAAUGAAGACGAGCUCUCCGAUGCCGAAUUCGAGGCCAAGCUCGUUCAAGAGAUGGGCAGCGCCGAGGACUCCUACAGAGAGCCAGAUUCGAGAACGCCCGAGGAAAUUGAGCGCGCCGAGCGUCUUGAUCUAGCCAAAAAGCAAAUCGCCGCCAAGAAGCUCGGCAACGCCCACAUCCAGCAGCGGCUGGCGUGCAACAGCCCGCACAACUUUUACAACCCCGGGGCCGUGGCGACGGACACGCCCGUCGACGCGUCCAUUGUCACGUCCUCGGGCAAGAUGCUGCUCCUGGACCGGCUGCUGCGGCACCUGCUCGCGCGCGGGCACAAGGUGCUCCUCUUUUCGCAGUUCACGACGCAGCUCGACAUCCUCGAGGACUACUGCCGCGAGCUGCGCGGGUGGCCGGUGUGCCGCGUCGACGGCGGCGUGUCGCAGCCGUCGCGGCGCGCGCAGAUCCACGCCUUCAACACGGACCCCGCCCACCAGCUCUUCCUGCUGUCCACGCGCGCCGGCGGCCAGGGCAUCAACCUCGCCAGCGCCGACACCGUCGUCCUCUUCGACUCCGACUUCAACCCCCAGCAGGACCUGCAGGCCCAGGACCGCUGCCACCGCAUCGGCCAGCUGCGCCCCGUCAUCGUCUACCGCCUCGCCACCCGCGGCACCGUCGAGGAGCAGCUGCUCCUCGCCGCCGACGCCAAGCGCCGCCUCGAGAAGCUCGUCAUCCGCAAGGGCGGCUUCAAGAGCAUGGGCCAGAAGAUGAACGGCGCCGCCGCCGCCGCCGACGCCGCCAGGCUGGACGAGAAGACCCUCGAGCUGCUGCUGCUCAAGGACGGCCAGGUUUUUGAGACGACCGGUGGGGAGGACAUAUUGAGCGAGGCCGAUCUGAGCGUGCUGUGCGACCGGAGCGAUGCGGCGUAUGAAAAGGCGGCGAGUGGCGAGACGGAGGACGCCGAGGGCUACUGCGUCGUGGAGACAGGCUCGGACUCGAUCAAGAUGAACUUUAAAUCGAGCAAAGAAUAA